This is a messenger RNA of Acaulospora colombiana, 1173 nucleotides long. NCBI's taxonomy places the organism in Eukaryota, Fungi, Glomeromycota, Glomeromycetes, Diversisporales, Acaulosporaceae. The record is from the annotation of a GenBank genome assembly.
AUGAGUGACGAUGCUGAAAUUACAGUUCCGGAGUCAAAGAAAUCCGAACUUAGUGGUUUCUUGAAGACUCUUUCUACCUUUACAGGAGAUAUUUAUGGUUUAACGUGUCCCAGUUUCUUGCUUUCUGGUGUUUCUACGUUGGAAUAUGGUCAAUAUUGGGCCGAUUAUCCAGAACUUUUUGCAGACAUUGCAAAACCAAAAAGUGAAGUUGAAAGAGCCGUAGCGGUCCUUAAAUGGUUUGUUAGUACAUUAUACGGAUCAUUUGCAUCCAGAAAAGAUAAAGAUAAAAUUGAAAAGAAGCCGUUCAACCCAAUUCUCGGCGAACAAUUCCUAGCAAGGUGGAAUAGCCGGAAUGGUUGUGGCGAGACUAUCCUGUUUUCAGAACAAGUGAGUCAUCAUCCACCGGUUUCUGCCAUAUAUCUUGAAAAUAGCAAAGCAGGCGUGACGGCGAAUGGUCAUACCGGUCAAAAAAGUACUUUUAGAGCCACUUAUGCACGUAUUGAUGUUACGCAAGUGGGUCAUAUAAUCGUUCGCACGAGAGAUCAUCCUGACAAAUAUUUGAUCACGUUACCGUCCUUACAAAUUCUUGGAUUAUGGAGAGGCGCUCCAUAUGUAGAAUUGAGCGGCAUAAGUGUGAUUCAAUCUCAGAACUACAAUAUAGUUAUUGAGUUCAGUGGUAAAGGUUGGAUCUCGGGUCAGAAACACACAUUUAACGCUGUAGUACGCAAAAAUGGUGAAAAUACUCCUCUUUAUACGGUUAAUGGAGAUUGGUCAGGGAAAUCUGUUAUAGAGAAAAAUAAAACAAAAGAGAAGGCCGAAUUCAUUGACAUAGAGGGGUCAAAAAGGGCUGAACCCGUCAUCGCACCAGUAGAAGAACAAAAUCCUUUGGAGAGCAUAAACUUAUGGCAAUAUGUUGCAAAGGCAAUCAACGAAGGAGAUUUCGUGACGGCUUCUAAAUUAAAGGGCGAGAUAGAGCAAAAACAACGCGACAAAGUAAAACGUGGAGAAAAAGUUGUUCUCCAAUAUUUUGAUUAUAUACCUGAUGACAAAGAAUUUCUUAGACUCGACGAAUUGAUUGAUGGAAAGUUUCGAUUAGGCGAUAAUAAUAAGGAAACUGGAAGUUGGGUUUAUAAAAAAUUGUUAUAUGAUAGUAAGGAAGAUGGGAUUAUUUAA